This is a messenger RNA of Mycena citricolor, 2535 nucleotides long. The record is from the annotation of a GenBank genome assembly. Lineage: Eukaryota; Fungi; Basidiomycota; Agaricomycetes; Agaricales; Mycenaceae.
GUGGCUGUACCAUACCUCAUGAGUGUACACCAACUCUACAAGCGCUUGGAGACCGUCGGCAAAGGCGCCUACGGCAGCGUCCACAAAGGCAUCGAUCGUGCAGGGAACAUCGUUGCUCUUAAAAUCAUCAAUCUCGAUAUUGAAAGCGAUGAUGUGGGCGACAUUCAACGCGAAGUCGCGCUUCUGACACAAUUACGCGAUGCACCUAAUAUCACCAGAUACUAUGGCUGCCACAUGGAUGGCCCUAGAGUUUGGAUCGUUAUGGAGUUUGCACAGGGAGGCAGCGCUCUGUCUCUCAUGAAAGCUUCUAGGGAUGGGUGCUUGGAGGAGAAGUUUGUGAAUGUCAUCAUCCGGGAGGUCCUAAUUGCCUUGAGCUACCUGCAUAAAGUCCCCGUCAUCCACCGAGAUAUCAAGGCUGCCAAUGUCCUAGUCACGGCUACCGGAAAAGUGAUGAUAUGUGACUUCGGUGUAUCUGCGCUUUUGAGUACGGCUGGGAGCAAGCGAAACACCAUGACUGGCACCCCAUAUUGGAUGGCGCCUGAAGUUGUGCAGAGUGUACCUGCUUACGAUACCAAAGCCGACAUUUGGAGUUUGGGAAUCAUGAUCUACGAGAUGUUCAAAGGCAGUCCCCCGCACUCGAACCUCGAACCUUUCAAAGUGAUGGACCUCAUUCCGCGCGUAAAGCCUCCUAGACUCUCAGACAACGAAGGAUCCAAGGACAUGCGCGACUUCAUGUCGUAUUGUUUGAAAGAGUCCUCUACCGAACGACUCCCAGCGGACGAGCUGCAAAAAACAAAAUGGAUCAAAUCUGUUUCUAAAGUGGGAACCACGGUUUUGACCGAGCUGGUGCGACGAUUAGAGCAAGCUGGGAGGCGUGCAAGUCUCGCCGAGCCGUUGGAAUGGGAGGAGGACGAGUUGAGAGAACAAGAGGGCAGGAUCGAUGAGGACAUCAACCCUUGGGAGUUUGACACCGUUCGUGGUAGCGCUCUGCUCAGUCAAGAUUUCGACGUGCGUCGCCUUCGCGAUAUCGAUGGCGAGAAUGAUCAGAUGCAAGCUACGGUGCGACCUCCAGCAGCGCCCUUACCAUCUUCACUGCGACUUUUGUUCGAAGACGAAACGACCGCACCGACAGAGCAGUUCAGAGUCACGCCAUUCCAAAUUCCUCUGCAACGCGACACACCUAGCCCACCGAAUCACCUGCCAGUUCCGUCAUCAGGAUCUCCGAGUAGAGACAGACCGCUGCUCAAACGCGGCCUUACUGUGGACAACGUGGCUGACGACCUUACUGCCAAAAAAGGCACAUUCGCAUUCCCGCCUCGCAACGUAAAUCGAUCUCGCUCCAAUCUCGCCGAUGAGGAAAUCAUCAAAACAGACGUAAUCGAGGGCUCGGGAGCUAGAAACAGUUAUCGAAGCAAAGGUCCUCCCAAUAUCGAAAUUCCCCCAUCCGAGCAUAUUGCGUUUGACCUUGCGAGCCCUACUCACCACGCUGUCCCUUCUUCGGCUUCUUCGACGGUUUCAAGGCCUGUUAUGAGCCGGAAACGAUCCCAGAGCAACGCAGAUGGUCCGGGGUCGGCAUCAUCGAAGGAAAGAGAUGAGAACCGGCGCGAGUCGCCGAAUCUGUUCCAAUUUCCUCCAUCGCAGAAAGCUGUAUCACCCUCAGUACCGGAUGUGACUGCUCUGCAGCUACCCAAGCCACACAACAGGACAUCCCCGACUCACGCCAGUGCUUCCCCUCUUCCGGUUUCGCCCGUUGCACAUCAGGCCACUCAUUCACUUGACAUCGUUGGGGCGACUCGACGAUUCCCAGCUGCCAGCCCUCGCCCCGCGCCCAGCAUGAUCAGGACAAGAUCGGCCACGGCACUUGCUGAAGGUACUCCUGUGAGACACAAUCGGCCGGCUGUCGAUCAACCACUGGUUCCGCCCAUCAAGCCUUUUGCUCGAGGAACAAGAGAGCGAAGCGGAAGUGAUGCGAGUAAUCAGAGCUACACUCCUGGUCUUGGCACGCCAGGGCUGAAGGAUGUGCUCAAGAUCCCCUCUUUGUCGUCGGAGCAUCACUUGGGCAUAUCUGAUCUGCUUCCUCCAUCGCCUUCGGCCAUGACGUACAGCCCAAGAAUAUUUGCACCGGGUUCCAGUCAAUUAGCAUCUUCAAGCACGGUGCCAUCAACUCCGGAGCAUGCGGUCAACCGUCCAGUCUUCACAGGCCUGUCUAAUACCCCAUUUUCACUCGGUCUGCCCAAGUCGGCUUCGCCUCCGCCAAUGCUCUCCGAGCCGUUGCAUUCACGCUCCCAUCGACCAACGACUUCUUUUGCAUCGAUUUCGACCCUGGGGCCUGUCAUUCGUCCGCUAGAUUUUGCGGCAGUUAUCGACAGCGAGAAUACACACGCUGAGCUGGGACGCGCGAUCGAUGAUCUCUCUCAAUGGCUCGCGAUUGUCGAAACGGGGCUCAGCACAAUGUUGGACCUAACUCCAUACGCAAGCACCAUUGCAGAAGAACAAGAAGGGCCUGCCACCGAGCUCGAAGAAAGUGAUCAAUGA